AUAACACUUAACUUUCUUGGGACAGCCUGAGGGUGUUUGAAGGACGCGCCCCUAUUUAGAAUAAAGGCUGCUCUUCUAACUUCUUUCAGACAAUCAAGAGACUAACACACUGACGGCGUCCACAUAAAGCACACGGCCUGAUUAUGACUGAAGAAACUGAUGGUGUAAAACGGGAUCCAGAAGAAGGGAUUCAGUCAAGGGAAAAAUGGGCCAACAACAUGGAGUUUAUUCUCUCUAUGGCAGGAGAAAUAAUUGGCCUAGGAAAUGUGUGGCGUUUCCCCUAUUUGUGCUAUAAGAAUGGUGGAGGUGUCUUCCUCAUCCCUUACUGCGUGUUCCUCUUCUUCUGUGGUAUCCCUGUGUUUUUCCUGGAGACGGCAUUGGGACAGUACACCAGUGAGGGCGGGGUGACCGCCUGGAGGAAGAUUUGCCCCAUGUUUGAGGGGGUGGGGAUUGCAUCUCAAGUGAUCGUGAUCUAUUUGAACAUUUAUUACAUCAUAGUUUUGGCUUGGGCCAUCUUCUACUUAGUCAACUCCUUCACAAGCCCUCUGCCUUGGUCAACAUGUGACAACUGGUGGAACACUGAGCUAUGUUUUGAUCGCGUUGGCCUUUUUGCCAACCCUCAGCUGUUUCAUCCUGGGUCCAACUGGUCAUUCCUCAACAACGUCUCCUCACAUGACUAUGUGGCAAACUACAGUUACUUCAAUGAGACAUCAUUGACAGUCAACUCACCUGAAGAGGAGUUUUGGAGAAAUCGGGUGUUAAGAAUGUCGGCUGAUCUGUCUCUGGGUAAAGUGCACUGGGACUUGGCUCUGUGCCUCCUGUUUGCCUGGGUGAUUUGUUACUUCUGCAUAUGGAAGGGAAUCAAAACAACUGGAAAGGUGGUGUACUUUACUGCCACGUUCCCGUACCUAAUGCUGUUCAUCCUCUUCAUCCGUGGAGUGACGCUGCCCGGAGCUGCAGCCGGCCUCAAGUUUUAUCUCAGCCCUGACUUCAGCAAACUCGCUGAUCCAAAUGUCUGGCGUGAUGCGGGGACUCAGGUGUUCUUUUCCUACGCUGUGUGUCAAGGCGUCCUCACGGCUCUGGGAAGCUACAACAAAUACAACAAUAACUGCUACAGGGACUGUUUGGCUCUGUGCUGCCUGAACAGCGUCACCAGUAUAUUUGCUGGCUUCGCCGUCUUCUCGGUGCUCGGGUUCAUGGCUCACGACCUCAACAUUCCUGUGAGUGAAGUUUCUGCCAGUGGUCCAGGUCUAGCCUUUGUAGCCUACCCCAAAGCUUUGUCGUUGCUUCCCGGCUCUUCCUUCUGGGCUGUGCUCUUCUUCCUCAUGAUCCUCUUCCUGGGCCUCGACAGUCAGUUUGUGUGUGUGGAGAGCCUGGCCACGGCCCUCACAGACCUGUUUCCAAGUCGUCUGAGGAGAAAGGGUGCCAGGGAGAAACUGGUCCUGGUCAUUGCUGUUGCUUGCUUCCUGCUGGGGCUGACUUUUGUAACUGAAGGAGGUAUCUACCUCUUCCAGCUGGUUGAUACUUUUGGUCCAAGUGGAACCAGCCUUCUUCUGAUCGCUUGUUUAGAGACCGUCGUCAUUUCCUGGAUUUAUGGCGCGGACCGUUUCUAUGACAACAUUGAGGACAUGCUCGGCUACAGACCGCUGCCGUUGCUGAAGUACUGCUGGAUGUUUGUCACCCCUCUCAUCUGUGUGCUUACAAUGGUGUAUAACCUGGCAAAGGAAAACCCUUUCAGUCACGAGAGUUUAUCUGGGUCCUGGGCCGUCACAAUGGCUGUUCUCCUUAUUGCCACUCCACUUUUAUGCAUCCCGGCAUUUAUUUUCAUCAGACUGUGGAAAAAUCCCAAAAACAUGACGACUCCAUCCAAAGACCUACGGCAGAUAAAGCCCCACAAUCCAGUGCUCACGCUGGGGAACCUCGUUGUGUUUAAAGGACAGGACUGGCCGACGAGGAGCGUGGAUGAAACCAACGAGAAGAUGAUGAUGGAGGAGCAACAUAGGGUUUGAUGUCAACCAAAGACAGUUCCUCUUCACUUCAUGUAAAAAAAUAAUAAUUUGCAAAUGUUUACUUGCUUUAUUAAGGAGAUUAUGUUUUAUCAAGCCUUGUAAGCAAAGCCAAAGAUAUUUUGUUUGUUUUUUGGUAAAACUUCUCACACAAGUUAUAUGGACGGGACUAUUGAAGAAGGACUUAAAAUCAAGUUGACAAUGUCCUCAGGACCUCCUGCCAUCCUCCAACUAUUCUCUGCUGGAGAUGCCUUUCCUCUUGCCCAGGGGUCUGCAGCCUUUGUGAUUUAAAAAAAAAAAAAAAAGAAGCCAUUUUUGCCACUUUGCUUAGUAAUUAUGAUGUCUGGAGCUGCAAACCCUGCUACAACUGUGUACUGUCAACUGGUGGCUCAUGGGCCACUACAAGUUUGUUGGAGAUGGCUUUUCCAGCCAGUGGGUGUGAUACUAUAAAACAAAAAAUGUCCAACUCUUAUUAACAUUUAUUGAUACUUUUACAUUUUAAUACAAACGAAAAGACCUGAUUCAUGUAAAAGAAUCUAUAUUUAACAAUUUUAUACAAAUUAAAACACUGAACUCUGCAAGCCGAUGCGAGUUCUCUUAAUUGUUGAAGAAUUAAGUAUCCUACUUAAAGCAUAAAGUUAAAGACAGUAUAAAAUUAGG
Molecule: messenger RNA, 2666 nt
Organism: Nematolebias whitei (Rio pearlfish)
Lineage: Eukaryota; Metazoa; Chordata; Actinopteri; Cyprinodontiformes; Rivulidae
Product: sodium- and chloride-dependent GABA transporter 2
Exons: 16
Coding region: 144-2009 (621 amino acids)
Biological process (GO): sodium ion transmembrane transport
Cellular component (GO): membrane
Source: RefSeq, a predicted model, not a curated record